UAAACAAUGCCCACGUUAAUUUCUACUCCCGUCCUUAUAUUACUUGUAUAAGUAAUACAGUGUGCUAUACAACAAAACUGGCGAUGAGGAAGAAAUGUUCUCACGUUUGUGCUCAUCAUCUUUGGCAGAAAGUCUGAGUUAAAGUCGUAAUUUUUUUUUCGCCGUAGAAAGACGCAAACAAAACGUGGAGCUAGCCAGUCGAGUGAUGCUAGCUAGCUUUUGAUGUCACGGCAACGAGAGCCUAGAGAGAUAGGAAGAGUUUCGCUGCGGGAGAAAGUGAAGUCAGCGUGAGUUAAAAGAAAGAAAGAAAAGGGUCUGGGAGUAAGGGACCGUCUGAAAAGUGUGAGAAAGAAAAAUAAACCGAAAAUGUCUGCAUUGAUGUAAGAUACUGGAAAUAUAGGAACAUUUGAUGAAUCUGUGGAACAAUGGAGUUCUUACACAGAACGUUUUGAGUACUUUGUGUUGGCAAAUGGAAUUAAAGCAGAAGUCGUUGUGCCAACAUUUUUGACUGUUAUGGGGGGAAAAACAUUAAAUCUACUGCGCAGCCUAGUAACGCCUGAAAAACCAGGUGAUAAAUCAUAUGAUGAAAUUGUGGCUACCUUAAAAGGACAUUAUUCUCCCAAACCACUGAUAAUCGCAGAGAUAUUCCGGUUUCAUAAGAGAAAUCAAGAUGAGGGGGAAUCAAUCUCACAGUUUGUGGCUGUAUUGAAACGGUUAUCUGAACACUGUGAAUUUGGGUGAUCACCGAGUGACACUAUACGUGAUAGGUUAGUGUGUGGCAUGCACAGUGAGGCAAUUCAGAAACGCCUUUUGAAUGAGAGUAACUUAAAAUUGCAGAGAGCAAUAGAAGUGAGUACGUCAAUGGAAAUGGCAAAUAAAGACGCACAACAGCUAAGUGCAUCGACCAAAGUGCAUAAGGUGUCUACGUGGUUAAAAAACAAGGCAGGAGGUGGCAAGCCAUGCUAUCGCUGUGGGAAACCAGGUCACCAAGCAGAGGAGUGUUGGUGCAAAGACUUAGACUGCAGAAGUUGUGGAAAAAAGGGUCACAUCGAACGUGCAUGUAAAAAUAAAAAGACACAAUCAAACAAAAGUACUGAACAAAGGAAAAGCGACUUCAGGAAGUACAAAAAGAAAGUGCAUAAAAUGGAGCACACAGAGGAUGAACAAAGUGAUACCCUGUCUGAAGGGAGGAAUCUUUGCAUGUUAUGUCCAUUUCAGACAAUGGAUACGGCUACGGCGUGACACCGCUACUGGAUGGAAACACAGUACGGAUGCAAGUGGACACUGGAGCAGCCAUAUCUUCGCUGUCUGAGGCUGUAUACAAGGAGAAACUACAUCACCUCACACUACAGCCCACAAAGAUGACGCUGAAAACAUACACCGGUGAGUUUGUUCCAGUGAGAGGAAGCGUGAUUGUUACAGUGGAGCUCAACAAACAGAAGGUAAAGCUACCACUCUACAUUGUGAAAGGCAACCAUCCAGCAUUGCUAGGACGCACAUGGCUGGAAAAGAUCAAACUAAACUGGCAGGAAAUUCACAUGGUUGCAAAAGAGGACACAAACCUACAAGGGAUGUUGAGGAAACACCGGGAUGUGUUCAAAGGAGAACUUGGCAAUAUGAAGGACAUAACAGUUAAACUGACCGUGAAACCAGACAGCAAGCCAAAAUGCUUCAAAGCUAGACCUGUCCCAUACGCCAUAAAACCAAAAGUUGAAAUUGAGCUAAACAGACUAGUCGAGAGUGGAGUAUUGGAUCCAGUGAAUGUUAGUGAAUGGGCUACACCCAUUGUUCCAGUCAUAAAAAAAGAUGGAUCAUUCAGACUCUGUGGUGAUUUCAAAGUCACCAUUAACCCAGUCUUGACUGCUGAAAAAUAUCCACUACCCCUCAUUGACGACCUCUUUUCUGGUUUAGCUGGAGGACAAAAAUUCAGUAAGAUAAACUUAUGUCAUGCCUAUCUACAGAUGCAUGUGGACCAAGAGUCACAAGAACUGUUGACCAUAGUGACUCACAAAGGACUGUACAGGUACUGGAGGCUUCCUUUUGGAAUCACCUCAGCUCCGGCCUUGUUUCAGAGAGCCAUGGACCAGAUACUGAGCGGGCUCACUGGGGUCCAAUGUUACCUCGAUGAUCUACUCAUCACCGGCAAAGACGAGCAGGAGCACCUGAGAAACCUGAACGCUGCACUACAGAGAUUGGAGGAGUACGGUCUGAGGAUCCGGAAGGACAAAUGCGAGUACCUGGGCCACGUCAUCGACAAUUCGGGGCUCCACAAUCCACCAUCGAAGGUGAAGGCCGUUGCGGAAGCUCCAUCCCCACAGAAUGUGAGUCAGCUGAGAUCAUUCUUAGGACUACUGACAUACUACGCAAAGUUUGUGCCAAACAUAGCUGACAUGUUAAAGCCACUGCAUGAACUUUUGAACAAAACCAAACAGUGGAAGUGGACAGACAGAUGUGAGGAGGCCUUCAAGAAAGUGAAAACAGCCUUAGCUCAGUCAGAGGCCCUAACCCACUUCAACCCCAACUUGCCAUUACAGUUGGCAUGUGAUGCAUCGCCUUAUGGCGUUGGUGCGGUUGUCUCACACAUCAUGUCAUCAGGUGAAGAAAGGCCAAUUGCUUUCGCAUCACGGACCUUAAGUAAAGCCGAGAGCAAUUAUGUACAGAUAGAGUGUGAAGCACUCGCCAUUGUGUUUGGAGUUAAGACAUUUCAUCAGUUUCUGUUUGGCCGACGAUUCACACUGCUGACGGACCAUAGACCCCUCACCCCCAUCUUUGGUCCCCACACCGGCAUUCCGUCGCUUGCAGCCAGCAGCGAUGGGCUUCAUUGUUAUCUGCUCACUAGUACUAUAUCAAGUACAGAAGGUCUGAGCAGCACUGCAAUGCAGACGGCCUCUCAAGGCUUCCCUUACCUGUCGCGCACACUCAGCACUCCCAGGCUGAAAUCUUCUACUUCAAGGAAAAGUAGAGAUGUCGGACAGCCUACAACCUUACCUAUCAUCAUACUGCCGCCACUGAGAAGGCAGGUGCUUGAAGAACUCCAUUCAGGGCACUGUGGCAUGUCGCGAAUCACGGAGAUUGCACGCAGCUACCUUUGGUGGCCAUGUCUGGACGCAGCUAUCGAAGACAAGGUCAAGUCAUGUUCUGCAUGUCAAAAGAUGAGGAACAUGCCUCAGCUAGCGCCACUACACCCAUGGGACUUCCCAGAGGAGCCUUGGCAGCGAGUCCACAUAGACUAUGCAGGCCCACUAGAGGAUUGUAUGUUCUUAGUCGUAGUUGACGCACACAGUAAAUGGCCUGAGGUCACAGUGAUGAAGAGCACCUCAGCGGAGAGAACCAUCGAAGAGCUUCGGUCGAUCUUCAGUCGCUUCGGCUUGCCAACGCAACUCGUUAGUGAUAAUGGCCCCCAACUGGUGUCUGAAGAGUUCCGGUCAUUCAUGGAAGCAAAUGGAAUUCAACACAUCAAGUCAGCGCCGUAUCACCCUGCAACGAACGGCCUCGCUGAAAGGUUUGUCCAAACGAUGAAGCAAGCUUUAAAAUCAUCACAAGGGAACGGCUCCCUCAAUAGGCGUCUAAACACCUUCCUGUUAACCUACAGAAACACUCCCCACGCCACAGCCAAAGUGGCACCCGCGUCAGCCAUGAUGAAAAGACAGCUACGCACGCGACUCGACCUCCUGAGACCUCCAAAGACGAAACAGGUUGUACAGACACAACAGCGAGCACAGGUGGAGAAACGGAGAAAAGCAAAAUACAGAAGCUUCAUGGCUGGAGAGAGAGUUUUUGCUCGGAACUACUGCAAAGGUCCAAAGUGGAUACCAGCCACAGUGGUUGCACAAACAGAGCCUGUGUCCUACACAGUUCACACACCGGAAAACAUAAUCUGGAGGAGACACGUGGAUCAACUGUUGCCAGGAACCAACCUCAGAGAUGACUCCUGUCAAGUGACAAACCAAGAUCAGCUACUGGAGACCUACCAUGACUACGAGCCAUCACCUGAACAUCCACUGCAGCAACCUACAAAUGUGGAAAGUGCUCCAGACUCACCUGAACCAGCCAGAGUGCCUACGCAGGGUACUGUUGCACUCCAGUCUGGGCAUACACCAUCACCACUCAGACUCAGAGACAAUGUGACUGUAGACUCACCUGUACGUCGUCAUUACCCUGCAAGAGAAAGACGACCCCCUGACAGGUUGACUAUUUAGUUCAGACUAACCUCCGACAUUGGGGCAGAAUACACCCCAGGGUUAAGUCUGGGAACUGAGGCAGUCUACCCUCUUUCCCUUAUUUAUAAAAGGUUAUUCUGAAAAGUUAAUUUAUUUACAUUAAGAGAACUUAUGUUAAAAAGAAAACAGUGAAUAUUUACUUUUUCCUUGUGAGUCAUCAAAGGUAAAGGGGGAGGAAU
Messenger RNA from Salvelinus fontinalis (brook trout), 4399 nucleotides. RefSeq lists its product as uncharacterized. The transcript is spliced from 3 exons. Lineage: Eukaryota; Metazoa; Chordata; Actinopteri; Salmoniformes; Salmonidae. The record is from RefSeq and is a predicted model, not a curated record. The coding region runs from base 1206 to 4199 and encodes 997 amino acids. Gene Ontology annotation, molecular function: nucleic acid binding. Gene Ontology annotation, biological process: DNA integration.